Messenger RNA from Coffea arabica (coffee), 1321 nucleotides. RefSeq lists its product as uncharacterized. The record is from RefSeq and is a predicted model, not a curated record. NCBI's taxonomy places the organism in Eukaryota, Viridiplantae, Streptophyta, Magnoliopsida, Gentianales, Rubiaceae. Gene Ontology annotation, molecular function: acyltransferase activity, transferring groups other than amino-acyl groups.
CAACAGGGAACUCGUUUUUUGCUUAGAAGUCAAGUGAAACAGGAGUGCAAUAUGAAAAUCAAUAAUGAACAUGUGCCCUUGACUAGUAUUACAGUGGAAAAUUCAACGUGUUGAAGAACUGCUUUUUCAAAGUACCCACUUAUCUAAAUCUUGCAUCUUAAGUCUGAAGUCAAAGAAGCAUCAACUAUGAAUAUGCAUCAUUAAUUCAUUUGGCAACUACUAUGGUCCAGUUCAAUGAACACGGAACGCUCAACUAAAACAGCCCUUUUCAGAUUAACAAAUUAACUCCGCUGUACAAGGAUUUGGCAGAACGGUUUCUUUGGACCUCCAUCUUCAGAUGGAAAAAUCAAGAAUCUCAGUCAGACCCUUCAAACUUUCUGAUGCAGAGGACUUCUUGACCUGGGCAAGUGAUGAUCAGGUAACACAGUAUCUGAGAUGGAACACAAUUUACACCAUCGAAGAAGCCUUGAAGUAUAUUCAGGAGGUUGCAAUACCUCAUCCAUGGCGCCGGUCCAUUUGCCUGGAUGACCGUUCGAUCGGAUACAUUUCAAUCAAGCCAGAAUCAGGCAGUGAUAGACACAGAGCUCAUGUUGGAUAUGCAAUUAGCAGUGAGUACUGGGGACAAGGAAUAGUCACUGUAGCAUUGAAAAUUGCCAUUUCUAGCGCGUUCAAAGCGUUCCCCUUUUUGGUAAGGCUUGAAGCAUUGGUGGAGGAAGAAAAUAAAGGGUCACAAAGGGUGCUAGAAAAGGUUGGUUUUCUGAAAGAAGGUUUUUUAAGGAAGUAUGGAUACAAUAAAGGUAAAAUAAGAGAUAUGAUAAUAUAUAGUUUCUUGGUUACGGAUAAUAUUUGGUUGCCUGAGGAUUCAGAUCAAGAUAGCUAGCCCUGCUGAAGAUGUGUUUGCAUUCUCUGGGAGAAAAUGGAAGAGCUUCAAGAAUGAGAUAUGGAUGUUGUACAGCAUUUGAAAAACAUUCAAAAUUCCGUUAGAUUACGAUUGGUUUCUGUCUAGUUAAUAAAGUAGGACCUUCAAGUUAUCUCUGACAUGACAUCUAAACUACUUAAAGCCGCGAAGCCUGAUGAAUAGUUGAUUGUGCCGGUUUUGCUGUGGUUUCGCGGCUCAUUUUGUCCUUUUUGGUCCUUUCGCAGCUCCCCUACAGCCGUUUUGGCUGCUGCUGCCUUUUUGCUCAUUUCUGCUUUUGUUUUCUUCUUCCAAUUCUGCCCUUCUCUUGGUUUCUUUGUAAUUUUGUGUUCAAUUUUGUCCUUUUGUUUGCUGCCCAUCCUUUGUUGGUUCAAUUGUUAUCCGAGGCUUUUGUUUGCUGUUCAU